AUGUCAGACACACCCAUCAUCAUCAUCAUCAUCACCACAAGCAAGGUAGACAACGAAAUACACACAAUCUACACUGCUGGCUUUAUUUUUAAAAUGAUCGCGGCAGAUGGUGGGUAA
Messenger RNA from Plenodomus lingam JN3, 117 nucleotides. The record is from RefSeq and is a predicted model, not a curated record. NCBI's taxonomy places the organism in Eukaryota, Fungi, Ascomycota, Dothideomycetes, Pleosporales, Leptosphaeriaceae.